This is a messenger RNA of Podarcis lilfordi (Lilford's wall lizard), 4349 nucleotides long. The record is from the annotation of a GenBank genome assembly. NCBI's taxonomy places the organism in Eukaryota, Metazoa, Chordata, Lepidosauria, Squamata, Lacertidae.
AUGGAGAUAACUGCAAAAGCGAAGUUCACGGUUCAUCUCAUUUGCAGCAGAGACCCUGGGAGUAGGAGAUCCUUCCCUUCCCUCUAUAGGGCCAACGUUGACAUUCACCAGCAGAACUCGAACGAGGGACUUAGAGAGCUGCUGUCGCUGAGCCCUUAUAUAGAGGAUUUUAAACACGAUCUAAUAGCAGGUGGGCUCUUUAAGUUCUGUAGCCAUCCUCCAUUAUCUUUGUGGUUGGCACAGAGCAAAGUUACUCCCUCUGUUCCCAGCGGUGAGCCAAAGUCUAUGUCUAAUUGCCAAUUCCAUGGUUGGGUCAAGACAGGUCUGUCCGCUAGUUGACUCCUUAGCAGGCCAGCUGUCUAGACCUCUGGAUUUAUGCCAAGUUCUCAUCAUAUAGAUAAAUUCAUGGGGAAGUCCUCAUUAUAUGUACAGAUAGAGUUAAAAGGAUUUAAAGCUACCAUUACAUCGAGAUCAGGAGACACCACCUUCUAAAAAUAUCUGGCAUUACACAUACUCAAAGCAUUGGUGUGGUUUCUCUCCUGUGUGGACUCCCUGAGGCAGCCCCAGCCUAGCCCUUCCAGGACAAACAUUUCCCGCACUCAAAACAUUAAUGGGUUUCCCAUUUUUGUGGAUUCUCUGGUGCCAUUGAAGGUCCAAAUGAGCAGCAAUUCAUUUCCCACACUCCAGACACUUGCAUUGUAUUUCCUUCGUGGAGUCUCCAAUGUUGAUAAAAGGUUCCUUUCUUUACAAAGCAUUCUCCACACUCCCAACAUUUAUAUGCUUUCUAUUCCAUAUGGAUUCUCUGGUGUUUUCGAAGGCUUCCACUCUGAAAAACAUUUCCCACACUCUACACAUUGGUAAGGCCUCUCUCCUGUGUGGACUUUCUGGUGUCUGUGAAGAUGUUUUUACCGAGAAAAACAUUUCUCACGCUCCAAGUAUUUGUAGGGUUUCCCUCCUGUGUGGGUUCUCUGGUGCUCCUUAAGGGAUUUUGUUUCUCUGCAUUUAUAGGAUUGACUUAUUGUGUGAAUUCCCUGGUGUUUUGAAAGACUCCCUUUCUGACGUGGAUCCUUAGAUGCAUGUUAAGCUCUGAUUUUAUAGCAAAGGGUUUUUCACACUCCAAGCAUUUAUAGAGUUUCUCUCCUAUGUGGAUCCUCUGAUGGGAGACAAGGGUGUCUCUUCUUGAAAAACAUUUCCCACACUCCAAGCACUUGUAAGGUUUCUCUCCUGUGUGGGUCUUCUGGUGCCCCCUAAGGCUUUGUGCGAAAGUAAAUGACAUUCCACAGUCUAAACAUUUAUAUGGUUUCUCUCCUGUGUGGACUCUCUUAUGAAUAAUAAGAUAUGAUGAAGAGGAAAAACAUUUCCCACACUCCAUGCAUUUGUAGGGUUUUUCUCCUGUGUGGAUCCUCUGAUGGGAGACAAGGGUGUCUUUCCUUAAAAAACAUUUCCCACACUCCAAGCAUUUGUGGGGUUUCUCUCUUGUGUGGAUCCUCUGAUGGGAGACAAGGGUGUCUCUUCUUGAAAAACAUUUCCCACACUCCAAGCAUUUGUGGGGUUUCUCUCCUGUGUGGGUCUUCUGGUGCCCCCUAAGGCUUUGUGCGAAAGUAAAUGACAUUCCACAGUCUAAACAUUUAUGUGGCUUUUCUCCUGUGUGGACUCUUUUAUGAAUAAUAAGAUUUGAUGAAGUGGAAAAACAUUUCCCACACUCUUCACAUUCAUAUGGUCUCACUCCUGUGUGGAUUCUCUGGUGUACAUGAAGGUGUAAUUUGUCGGCAAAACAUUUUUCACACUCCACGCAUUUGUAGGGUUUCUGCCAAGUGUGGAUUUUUUCAUGCUGCUUGAGGUGUUGUUUCUGGGAAAAGCAUUUUCCACACUCCACGCAUUUGUAGGGUUUCUCUCCCGUAUGGAUUCUCUGGUGGAUUGCAAGAUGUGAUGCUGAAAUAAAACAUUUCCCACACUCCGCACAUUUAUGAGGCCUCUCCCCGGUGUGCACAGUCUGAUGGCUCAGAAGUUCAGCUUUCUCAUGAAAACAUUUCCCACACUCUCUACAUUCAUAGGGUUUCUCUCCUGUGUGGAUUCUCUGGUGUCGCCUGAGACUUCCAUUUCUGGGGAAACAUUUUCCACACUCCAGACACUUAUGGGGCCUUUCUCCUGUGUGGGUUCUCUGAUGUCUUACAAGGCCGGAAUGGGAAGUAAACUUUUUUCCACAUUCAAAGCAUUUAUACCGUUUCUCCCCUGUGUGAACCAACCGAUGGCUCCAAAGAUGUGCAUUUUGAGGAAAACAUUUCCUCUUACCUUUUGUUUUGUUUUUCUUACUUGCAUAAAGUGAUGUUGUAAAAGGCUGAAUUGAUUUACAGUGUUUUUCUAACUUGGAGUUUUUUGUAUGCACUACUUUGAUUUUCAAUAAAUGAACUUUUUAAAAUGGGGAAGGAGGUAGGAUUUUUCACAUUCCAAGGAUUUUUGGGAGGCUUUUUGUCCUGCAUGAUGAAAAAUGUUAUGUUUCAGAGGUGAAGAGCGAAGGGAAUAUUUUGCUCAUGGCUUAAAACAUUUUUGAAUUCUCCACCUCAAUGUACUCUUUGGUGGCGGAGAAGCAACAGGAAGAAGUUUUUAUUAAUUUAAGCAAAGAGAAGGCAAAUAAGCAGUCUAACUUUCUUAAAAAAACAAUCUUUAUUGAAAGUUGAAAAACUACAAAAUUAUAUGUGCACUAAACAUGGUGAGACGUAAAUAAGAGAGAGAGAAAAAGAAACAGAAACUGUGUAAGAGGGGGAAAUAAAGGGGGGAGAGGUGGAAAACCCCCAAACUAUAUUUUACAAGUUUGUUAUUGUACUUCACCAGACCUUAACCUAUUACAAUAUUUGUAAAAACGGAUCCAAAAUGUCAUUGAACUUGUCCAUGGCAAGUCUGCAUUUAUAUGCAAGUCGUUUAUAUGUUGUGAGUUUGUAUAACUUUCCAAUCCAAUCGUAGAAGGGAGCCGCAUUUUUAUUUUUCCAAUUCAUCAGUAUCAGUCCUUUUGUUGCGGUCAGGGCAUGGAGAGUCCACCCGUAUACAGUGGUACCCCGCAAGACGAAUGCCUCGCAAGAUGAAAAACCCGCUAGACCAGGGGUCUGCAACCCGCGGCUCCGGAGCCGCAUGUGGCUCUUUUACAUCUUUGCCGCGGCUCCGGGGCGGAUACUAGCGAGGGGAGGAGGCGCAUUGUGCGCCCCGACACUCCCCACUGUGGCGGGCGCUGUACUGGCUGUGACGUCGCAUGGGGGCGGUGCGUGCGUUAGUCACGCACCGUCCCGACGUCACCUUCCCGCCUGCAGUCAGAUCGCGGCUUCGGAGAUAUAUUUGUUUUAAAUGUCGCAAUGGUUUUGCGGCUCCCAGUUUUUUUUCCCUUCGGAAACGGGUCCAAGUGGCUCUUUUUGUCUUAAAGGUUGCAGACCCCUGCACUAGACGAAAGGGUUUUCCGUUUUUGAGUUGCUUCGCAAGAUGAAUUUCCCUAUGGGCUUGCUUCGCAAGACGAAAACGGCUUGCGAGUCUUGCGAUUUUUUUCCGCUCCCCCCCCCCUUUUUCUAAGCCGCUAAGCCGCUAAUAGCCUCUUAGCCGCUAAGCCUUUAAUAGCCGCUAAGCCGCUAAUAGCGCUAAUCCGCUAAUAGGGUUGCUUCGCAAGACGAAAAAACCGCUAGACGAAGAGACUUGCGGAACGGAUUGUUUUCGUCUUGCGAGGCACCACUGUAGUCCUUUUGUAAGGUUCCAUGUGCUGGGUAUAUAAUUCAAGAGGAUAUUUUGCUCAGUAAAUAUAAGGUUGUUCCGUACAGUUCUGUUCAUAGUUUCAGUUAUAGGACAAUGAAAAAACGUAUGUUUUAGAGAAGCAUUAUCCCUAGUGCAUCUCCAACAGUUAGAUACCAUAGCCCUUUUUAAAACAAAGGUAAUGGGGUACAGUAUAUUCUAAAUAUUACUCUAGCAGUCUAACAUCUAUGUUCCAUACUCAGUAAUGAGGGGCACUUAGGAUACAAGAUCAAAAGGAUAUUAUGGAGAUAACUGCAAAAGCGAAGUUCACGGUUCAUCUCAUUUGCAGCAGAGACCCUGGGAGCAGGAGAUCCUUCCCUUCCCUCUAUAGGGCCAACGUUGACAUUCACCAGCAGAACUCAAACGCGGGACUUAGAGAGCUGCUGUCGCUGAGCCCUUAUAUAGAGGAUUUUAAACACGAUCUAAUAGCAGGUGGGCUCUUUAAGUUCUGUUGCCAUCCUCCAUUAUCUUUGUGGUUGGCACAGAGUAAAGUUACUCCCUCUGUUCCCAGCGGUGAGCAAAAGUCUAUGUCUAACUGCCAAUUCCAUGGCUGCGUCAAGACAGGUCUGUCCGCUAGUUGA